GAAUAGCCCCCAAGAUGGCCGCCAAUGUGGGAUCGAUGUUUCAAUAUUGGAAGCGAUUUGAUCUACGGCGACUCCAGAAGGAGCUUAAUUCCGUCGCUUCCGAGCUGUCUGCACGGCAGGAGGAGAGUGAACAUUCUCAUAAACAUUUAAUUGAACUCCGCCGGGAAUUUAAGAAAAAUGUACCUGAGGAAAUCAGAGAGAUGGUGGCUCCUGUAUUAAAAAGCUUCCAAGCUGAGGUGGUGGCCCUUAGUAAGAGAAGUCAGGAGGCUGAGGCAGCUUUCCUGAGUGUUUACAAGCAAUUGAUUGAAGCACCAGACCCUGCGCCUGUGUUUGAAGCGACGCGCAGCCUAGACGACAGACUGCAGCCCCCCAGCUUCGACCCCAGUGGGCAGCCGCGGCGAGACCUCCACACUUCGUGGAAGAGGCACCCCGAGCUCCUUGGCCCCAAAGAGCAGAGAGAGGGGACAUCUCCGGCAGGGCCCACGCUGACCGAGGGGAGCCGCCUCCCGGGCAUUCCCAGCAAAGCCCUCCUGACAGAAACUUUGCUGCAGAGAAAUGAGGCGGAGAAACAAAAGGGCCUUCAAGAAGUACAAAUCACUUUGGCAGCCCGACUGGGGGAGGCAGAGGAAAAGAUCAAAGUCCUACAUUCAGCGUUAAAGGCCACACAGACAGAGCUGCUGGAACUGCGGCGGAAAUAUGAUGAGGAGGCGGCAUCCAAGGCAGAUGAAGUCGGCCUGAUCAUGACCAACUUGGAGAAAGCUAAUCAGCGAGCUGAGGCUGCCCAGCGGGAGGUAGAAAGUCUUCGGGAACAACUUGCCUCAGUCAACAGCUCUAUCCGCCUGGCCUGCUGCUCCCCCCAGGGACCCAGUGGGGAUAAGGUGAACUUCGCGUUGUGCUCAGGCCCCCGGCUUGAAGCCGCACUGGCCUCCAAGGAUCGGGAGAUCCUGCGGCUGCUGAAGGAUGUGCAGCACCUCCAGAACUCUCUGCAGGAGCUGGAGGAGACCUCGGCCAACCAGAUCGCGGACCUGGAGCGGCAGCUCACGGCUAAGUCCGAGGCCAUAGAAAAGCUGGAAGAGAAGCUCCAGGCGCAGUCUGACUAUGAAGAAAUUAAAACGGAGCUGAGCAUCCUGAAAGCCAUGAAGCUGGCCUCCAGCACCUGCAACCUCCCCCAGGGCAUGGCCAAGCCCGAAGACUCAUUGCUUAUGGCAAAGGAGGCCUUCUUCCCCACGCAGAAAUUCCUUCUGGAAAAGCCCAGUCUUCUGGCCAGCCCUGAGGAGGACCCUUCGGAGGACGAUUCCAUCAAAGACUCUCUGGGCACGGAGCACUCCUACCCAUCCCCCCUGCAGCCCCCACCACCACCAGGGCCUGAAGAUCCCCUGUCCCCCAGCCCUGGGCAGCCCCUGCUGGGUCCUGGCCUGGGCCCCGAUGGCCCAAGGACUUUCUCACUGUCCCCCUUCCCCAGCUUGGCUUCUGGGGACAGACUGGCAGGGGACGCACUGCUGUCCAAGCACAUGAUGCCCCCGGCCACCUUCAAGGGGGAGGCAGGCGGCCUGCUGGUGUUCCCCCCGGCCUUCUACGGUGCCAAGCCCCCCACGGCCCCUGCUACCCCCGCUCCUGGCCCUGAGCCGCCUGGGGCCCCUGAGCCUGUGGACGGGGGUGGGGGCAGCACAGCUGGGGCAGGGGCCGGAACCGGAACCGAGGAGGAGCACCUGGACACGGCAGAGAUUGCAUUCCAGGUGAAGGAGCAGCUGCUCAAACACAACAUCGGGCAGCGGGUGUUUGGCCACUAUGUGCUGGGGCUGUCACAGGGCUCGGUCAGCGAGAUCCUGGCCCGGCCCAAGCCCUGGCGCAAGCUCACGGUGAAGGGCAAGGAGCCCUUCAUCAAGAUGAAGCAGUUCCUGUCGGACGAGCAGAACGUGUUGGCUCUGAGGACCAUCCAGGUGCGGCAGCGAGGCAGUAUCACCCCAAGGAUCCGCACACCAGAGACAGGCUCGGACGACGCCAUCAAGAGCAUCCUGGAACAGGCCAAGAAGGAGAUCGAGUCCCAGAAGGGGGGUGAGUCCAAGAACGCGACAGCCCCACUCAGCAUCACCAAUGGCACAGCCCCCGCCAGCACCUCAGAAGAUGCCAUCAAGAACAUUCUGGAGCAAGCACGCCGCGAGAUGCAGGCGCAACAGCAGGCGCUGCUGGAGAUGGAGGCAGGCCCCCGGGGCCGCUCGGUGCCUCCCUCGCCCCCAGAGCGGCCGUCGCUGGCUGCCGUGAGCCAGACCGGGGCCCCGACCUACGUCAAGCAGGAGGACAGCAGUGGCGGCAGUGGCGGGGGGACCAGCAGCAGCGCCACACAGACGUCCCUCACGGUCCUGUCCCCCGCAGCCUUCGUGCAGAGCAUCAUCCGGAAGGUCAAGUCGGAGAUCGGAGACGCCGGCUACUUUGACCACCACUGGGCCUCGGACCGCGGCCUGCUCAGCCGCCCCUAUGCCUCUGUCUCGCCCUCCCUCUCCUCCUCCUCCUCCAGCUACUCUGGACAGCCCAACGGGAGGGCCUGGCCCCGCGGGGAUGAGGCCCCCUCAGCCCCUGAGGAUGAGGCGGCAGGGGCCGAGGACGAGGCCCCCAGGCUGGGCGAGCUGAAGUCUGAAGGGGGCGUCCCGGAGGCCGGCAGCGGUGGGCGGCUGGCCUACUACCCUGCGUAUGUGCCCCGCACACUGAAGCCCACCGUGCCGCCCCUGACCCCCGAGCAGUACGAGCUUUACAUGUACCGGGAGGUGGACACCCUGGAGCUGACACGCCAGGUCAAGGAGAAGCUAGCCAAGAAUGGAAUCUGCCAGAGGAUCUUUGGGGAGAAGGUGCUGGGCCUGUCCCAGGGCAGUGUGAGCGACAUGCUGUCCCGGCCAAAGCCCUGGAGCAAGCUGACGCAGAAGGGGCGAGAGCCCUUCAUCCGCAUGCAGCUGUGGCUCUCGGACCAGCUCGGCCAGGCCAUCAGCCAGCAGCCCAGCGCCUCCCAGGCCAGUCCCACGGAACCAAGGUCCUCACCGUCCCCACCACCUAGCCCCACAGAGCCGGAGAGGAGCUCCCAGGAGCCCUUGAUCCUUGCACUGGAGGGCAGCAAGGAGAACCAGCAGCCGGAGGGACGCUCCAGCUCCUCGCUGGGGGGGAAGAUGUACUCGGGCAGCCAGACCACAGGGGGUAUCCAGGAGAUUGUGGCCAUGUCCCCCGAGCUGGACACAUACUCCAUCACCAAGAGAGUCAAAGAGGUCCUCACGGACAACAACCUAGGGCAGCGGCUGUUCGGGGAGAGCAUCCUGGGGCUGACACAGGGCUCCGUGUCUGACCUGCUGUCCCGCCCCAAACCUUGGCAUAAGCUGAGCCUAAAGGGACGGGAGCCCUUUGUACGCAUGCAGCUGUGGCUCAAUGACCCCCAGAAUGUGGAGAAGCUGAGGGACAUGAAGAAGCUGGAGAAGAAAGCCUACCUCAAGCGCAGGUACGGUCUCAUCAGCACUGGCUCAGACAGCGAAUCCCCAGCCACCCGCUCGGAGUGCCCCAGCCCCUGCCUGCAGCCCCAGGACCUGAGCCUCCUGCAAAUCAAGAAGCCCCGAGUGGUGCUGGCGCCCGAGGAGAAGGAGGCACUGAAGAAGGCCUACCAGCUGGAGCCCUACCCCUCCCAGCAGACCAUCGAGCUCCUCUCCUUCCAGCUCAACCUCAAGACCAACACCGUCAUCAACUGGUUCCACAACUACAGGUCCCGGAUGCGCCGGGAGAUGUUGGUGGAGGGGACCCAAGACGAACCAGACCUUGACCCCAGUGGGGGUCCUGGCAUCCUACCACCAGGCCACUCCCACCCAGACCCUACCCCGCAGAGCCCCGACUCUGAGGCUGAGGACCAGAAGCCUACCGUGAAGGAACUGGAUCUUCGGGAAGGCUCUGAGGAGAGCAUCACACCCCCAACCACCCAGGACAAGGCCCAGGUGAGGAUUAAGCAGGAACAGACUGAGGAGGAUGCAGAGGAAGAGGCGGGCAACCAGCUCCAGGACUCAGGGGAGCCAGACAAAGGCCAAGGUUCCCCCAAAGAGGCGCAUCCUGACCGUCCGGGUAACGACAGACUCCCUAAAGUGGCCCCGGGGCUCCUCCUUCCAGGCGGGACCACGCCGGACUGCCCCUCACUACAGCCCCCCCAGGAGGACGAGGGCGGGGAGCGGCUCCACCCGGACCCUCUAAGUUUUAAGUCGGUCUCAGAGUCCUCGCGCUGUAGCCUGGAGGUGUCCCUGAACUCACCCUCGGCUGCCUCCUCGCCGGGCCUCAUGAUGUCUGUGUCACCCGUCCCUUCCUCCUCAGCCCCCAUCUCCCCGUCCCCACCCGGCGCCCCUCCUGCCAAAGUGCCGAGUGCCAGCCCCAUCGCCGACACAGCUGGGGCUUUGCACCCCAGCGCCAAGGUGAACCCCAACCUGCAACGGAGACACGAGAAAAUGGCCAACCUGAACAGCAUCAUCUACCGGCUGGAGAGGGCUGCCAAUCGGGAGGAGGCCCUGGAGUGGGAGUUCUGA
Molecule: messenger RNA, 4538 nt
Organism: Callorhinus ursinus (northern fur seal)
Lineage: Eukaryota; Metazoa; Chordata; Mammalia; Carnivora; Otariidae
Gene: CUX2
Product: cut like homeobox 2
Biological process (GO): regulation of transcription by RNA polymerase II
Cellular component (GO): nucleus
Molecular function (GO): DNA-binding transcription factor activity, RNA polymerase II-specific; RNA polymerase II transcription regulatory region sequence-specific DNA binding
Source: RefSeq, a predicted model, not a curated record